AUCCCAACUCCCACGUAUAGACAAGACCCUGGCCGGCUGCCUCACAUGCUACCAAAAUUCAACAGGAGGACUAGCCCACUCUCCUCUGCUCGACAUUACCUCCCUCUCCCUCUCCCUCUCCCUCGCAACCAGAAGAAAAAGCAGAAUCAGGGACAUCAAGAGAGGAUUAGACCCUUUUGUAUCUUUGAAAGAAGUAGUUGUAUCAUUGAUUAUAUUGCUCUUUGAACCACUUUAUUGACAGCUGAUGAAAAAGGCUGAUCUUGCAAAUGGAAGUGUCUCUUUUGCUCAAUAUAUGACUUCUUCAACUUUCCAGUUUCUUUCUUUCUUUCUUUUUUUUUUUUUGGGGAUGAGAGUUCACACCUCAUGAUCGGUCCUUUUUCUCCCUUUCAAUAAAUCCCUGGAUAAAGCUGAACUGUCUAUUUUCUUUGAUUCACUUGCAGAAUUCUACAACUGGUUUUACACUUUCAAGUUUCACCUCUAUUGGAUCGUUUCCCAAUGCCAAGAAACCGUCCCUGGCCUGGAUUCCCUACAUCAAAAUCCUUAGGAAGCUUUGGUGAUGCUAAUUGCAUGGAGCAGCUUUUAGUCCACUGUGUAAAUGCAAUUGAAAGUAAUGAUGCCACUCUAUCCCAACAGAUCCUAUGGGUCCUAAACAACAUUGCACCACCAGAUGGUGAUUCAAACCAACGCCUAACAUGUGCCUUCCUAAGAGCCCUGAUCGCACGUGCAGCGAAGAGUGGUACCUGCAAACUUCUUGCUGCAAUGGAAAAUGCUCACUGCAACCUAGCCAUAGACACACAUAAAUUCUCUAUCAUUGAGCUUGCAAGCUUUGUUGACUUAACCCCAUGGCAUCGCUUCGGUUACACUGCAGCAAAUGCUGCAAUAUUGGAAGCUGUUGAAGGGUAUUUAGUUAUUCAUAUUGUAGAUUUAAGCUUGACACAUUGCAUGCAAAUCCCAACUCUUGUCGAUGCUAUUGCUAAUCGGUUCGAGGUGCCCCCGUUGAUAAAGCUUACUGUUGCUGGUGCCACUGAAGAUGUACCACCUUUGCUUGAUCUUUCUUAUGAAGAGUUGGGCUCAAAGUUGGUCAACUUUGCUCGGUCACGAAACAUAAUAAUGGAAUUUAGAGUCAUUCCUUCAAGUUAUGCAGAUGGGUUCUCUUCCUUUAUCGAGCAACUUCGGGUGCAACAUCUAGUGUAUGCUGAAAGUGGUGAGGCGCUAGUCAUAAACUGUCACAUGAUGCUUCAUUACAUACCUGAAGAAACCCUUUCUGGUAUUCCUAGUACAAACUCAAAUACUUAUUCUUAUGAAUCUUCAUCGUCCUCUAUGUCUUUUAGGACAAUGUUUCUAAAGUCUCUUAGGAGUUUAGACCCAACACUUGUUGUCUUAGUAGAUGAGGAUGCAGAUUUAACAUCAAAUAAUUUGGUGUGUAGACUAAGGUCAGCUUUCAAUUAUCUAUGGAUACCUUAUGAUACUGUGGAUACAUUUCUUCCAAGGGGAAGUAGACAAAGACAGUGGUAUGAAGCUGAUAUAUGCUGGAAAAUUGAGAAUGUCAUAGCACAUGAGGGACCGCAAAGAGUGGAGCGGCUUGAACCAAAAUGCAGGUGGAUUCAACGGAUGAGAAAUGCAAAUUUUCGAGGCAUUUCGUUCGCAGACGAUGCUAUUUCUGAAGUUAAGACCAUGCUUGAUGAGCAUGCAGCCGGCUGGGGACUAAAGAAGGAAGAUGAUGAUAUUGUACUCACUUGGAAGGGACAUAAUGUUGUAUUUGCUAGUGCUUGGUUGCCUGCUUAACGCUUCUUCAUAUCCGUUUUAAUUAUAAAUAAUUUGUUUUUCUGAUUUUAUUUUUAUUUAUAUAUUUCUUAGAACGUUUUUCUUAAUUGUAUUGUAGUAACUCUUUAAUUUAACUUCGGAAAUUAUAUCAGAAGUAGCUUGGUAGUAGGGUUUUAUUUCAA
Messenger RNA from Populus trichocarpa (black cottonwood), 1946 nucleotides. Its product is annotated as scarecrow-like protein 32. Gene Ontology annotation, cellular component: nucleus. The record is from RefSeq and is a predicted model, not a curated record. Gene Ontology annotation, biological process: regulation of DNA-templated transcription. NCBI's taxonomy places the organism in Eukaryota, Viridiplantae, Streptophyta, Magnoliopsida, Malpighiales, Salicaceae. The coding region runs from base 496 to 1785 and encodes 429 amino acids. Gene Ontology annotation, molecular function: DNA-binding transcription factor activity; sequence-specific DNA binding. The transcript is spliced from 2 exons.